CGACAACAACUCGACGCCGCAGCAUCCCUCAAAAUGAAGUACAUACAUUCAGAGGAACUGCUCGAUAUCCCCGAGGGGGUGAAGGUCUCCAUUAAGACCAGGAAUGUCGUUGUCGAAGGCCCUCGAGGAAAACUGACAAAGUCACUCGGUCACUUGGCUGUCAGCUUCUCGCACCCGAAGCAGAAUGUCAUCAAGAUCGAGCUCCACCACGGAUCCCGAAAGAGCGUCGCUACCCUUCGAACCGUCCGCACCAUCAUCAACAACUUGAUCAUUGGCGUCACCAAGGGAUUCAAGUACAAGAUGCGAUACGUCUAUGCCCAUUUCCCCAUCAACGUUAACCUCGAGAAGAACAAGGACACCGAUUGCUGGGAAGUUGAGAUCAGGAACUUUAUCGGCGAGAAGAUCGUCCGAAGGGUCAACAUGCGGCCUGGUGUUGAGGUCGAGGCCUCCAAGAACGUCAAGGACGAGCUCCAGCUGAGCGGAAACAGCCUCGAGGACGUCUCCCAAAGUGCUGCCGAUAUCCAGCAAAUCUGCAGAGUCCGCAAUAAGGAUAUCCGAAAGUUCUUGGACGGUCUGUACGUGUCGGAGCGGGGCAAUAUUGUUGAGGAUUAGGCGGUUACGGAGAUGGAGAUUACGGGUUUCUUUCACGGGCAUAUAAGCUUUUCUGCAUUGUGGAAUGCGACUGGGCGCCUUGGGGAUAAGCUCUAAAACAGUUUCAAUAAAACAAUACCAUGGGCUCAAGCACCUCAAAAAUUCCA
Molecule: messenger RNA, 758 nt
Organism: Lindgomyces ingoldianus
Lineage: Eukaryota; Fungi; Ascomycota; Dothideomycetes; Pleosporales; Lindgomycetaceae
Product: ribosomal protein L6
Exons: 9
Coding region: 34-612 (192 amino acids)
Biological process (GO): cytoplasmic translation
Cellular component (GO): ribosome; cytosolic large ribosomal subunit
Molecular function (GO): rRNA binding; structural constituent of ribosome
Source: RefSeq, a predicted model, not a curated record